Messenger RNA from Chiloscyllium plagiosum (whitespotted bambooshark), 3011 nucleotides. Its product is annotated as fibrinogen alpha chain. Gene Ontology annotation, biological process: blood coagulation, common pathway; positive regulation of heterotypic cell-cell adhesion; protein polymerization. The record is from RefSeq and is a predicted model, not a curated record. Gene Ontology annotation, molecular function: extracellular matrix structural constituent; signaling receptor binding; protein-macromolecule adaptor activity. Lineage: Eukaryota; Metazoa; Chordata; Chondrichthyes; Orectolobiformes; Hemiscylliidae. Gene Ontology annotation, cellular component: fibrinogen complex.
UUGUAGGUUUGAAAUUUGGUAAGGGAGAGACAAGUGACAUUUCCUCAAAGCCUUGCUGCAGAGCUAGAAAGAUGAGAGCUGAACAAGCUUUUGGUUUGUUUGUAUGCUUCAUGUUAGUUGAUUGGAUUGAGUCCCAGUCCUCCUUUGAGCCACGGGAUCCUCAAAGUGGUGACCAAUUUAAAUCUACACAGUGUCCAGAAAAGAAAUGGCAGAUUUGUACGGAUGGUGACUGGGGCUCUAAAUGUCCAUCUGGGUGCAGAAUGCAGGGAUUAAUCGAGACUGAGAAUCAACAGAAUGAUAACAGGAUCCAAGGGCUUCAACGAAUGUUAGACAUGUAUUCCACAGCAUUUAGGAACACUUAUAUUACUGUGACUGAAGCUGUCAACAGAAUCAGACAGAGUCUGAGCAGGAUGGGUGGACUUGGGGACACUUAUUAUCAGUUGGUGGAUUAUCUGAAUUCCAGACUUACCAUCUUGCAGAACAAAACUAAAAGUCAAAAUCUCAGGUUAAAACGACUAAAAAAUAACAUAUUAGAACAAUUCAAGGUUGUCUUAAGACUGGAGGUUGACAUUGACAUCAAGAUACAAUCUUGCAAAGGGUCUUGUGCAACAUCAGUUGUUUACAAAGUCAACAAAGAGAGCAAUGCCCAAAUGGAGAAAUCCCUUCAAUCAAUGACAGGCUUAAAACUGGACAGGAUUGUGGAUGUCAAGCCAAUACAUAAGCUGAAAAUGAGUUUGAUGAAGAAAUCUAAGAAAGGAACUAGUUUCAAAUUUGAUAUUGAUCAUGAAUAUCCUAGGUUCUGGGAGGAUGUCCACACUAGGUUAAUUACCAUAGAGAAUGAUGUACCACAUGCAACUUCACAUCUAGAUCCUGACUUUUACAAAGAUUCAUUCUUAACUUCUACGCCAAUGACUCCAAAUAUUAUAUCCACUAUCAAAGGUGUAGACACUCAUACAACUAGCAUGAAGGGUAGCAUUGUGCCCUUAACCCAUGGACUAAAUAGCACAGAGAAAACCUAUGCAUCCUUAAAGCAUGGUAGCCUUGAUAACAGAAUUGAAGAGCCACUUUUCACAAAUGUUUCAGCCAAAUCAACCCCUUCAUAUAGUUCUUCUGCCACAAAAACAAACCACUCCGUAUCUGGUUCUAAAAUUGUCAUAAAUCAAACUUUCACCAAACACAAUGACAUACAGACAGUCAAUCAAGGUGCUUUUUCUUAUUUGUCAUUACUCAAUUCAGGACAAAUAAAUUUUAAAAAGAUAUCAUUGCAGCAAAGAAGUAAGGGCUCUUUUGUUAAUUUAGCUCAAAAAAAGGCCAACCGUUCUAGUGAUUUCAACAAUUAUUCAACUUUAGGGCAUUUUAACAAUUCUAUAACAACUAACAACAGAAAACAUACCUGCGCUUCAACCGAAGAGGUGACAAGUUCCAAAGACAAUGCACCUCAUACUGAAUCUGUUAACGGUAGCUGUGGCCAUCAGUCCACCAAUACAAAGGAUUCUAAGAAUUUUUCAAAAGUCUCCAAUACCACCCAAGUUACUUUGGACUCAAACUCAUCUUUUGAUGAUGAAAUUGGAGAGGAAUUUCUGAAUUUGCAUGCCCCUAGCUUUAAAGUACAGAAGAUUGAAGACUACAUUGGCAAAGAUUGCAAUGACAUCAUACAAAAGCAUGCAUUUGGUGAUGAAGAUGGUUUAUUCAAGAUAAAACCUACUGGCUCUGCUGGCGUAGUGACAGUUUACUGUGAUCAGAGCACUGGACUGGGUGGUUGGGUAUUGGUUCAGCAGCGAAUGGAUGGAUCAGUUCACUUUAACCGAUCCUGGGCUGAGUACAAACAAGGGUUUGGUAGCAUUGAUGAUCAAGGCCAUGGAGAUAUUUGGCUGGGAAAUGAAAUCCUCCAUUUACUGACACAGAAGGAAAGCAUCUUUCGUGUAGAGCUAGAGGACUGGUCGGGGAAUGAGGUGUUUGCUGAAUACACUGUAACUGUGGGAUCUGAAUCAGAAAGCUAUAGGCUGAACAUUGCCGAUUAUGGAGGAAAUGCUGGGGAUGCAUUAAUAUCAGGAAUAUCUCUGGAUAGUGAACAUACCUCCCAUGCAAGCAUGAAAUUUAGUACUUAUGACAGAGAUAAUGAUAAAUGGGAGGAGAACUGUGCAGAAUUCUAUGGAGGAGGUUGGUGGUACAACAGUUGUCAAUCGGCUAAUCUAAAUGGAAUUUAUUACAAUGGGGGACUGUAUGAUCCCCGUAACAACAUGCCAUAUGAAAUAGAAAAUGGGGUGGUAUGGGUCCCUUUCAAAGGUGGCGACUACUCCCUUAAGGUGGUAAGAGUGAAAACUCGAUCAAAAGCUUCAAGUUAGACCAAGAGUUUCAGUUUCAGUUGUUAACUAGUACAAGUGUUAUGUUUGACUUGCACAGAAAAAUUGACCUCUCAUCUGGAUGUUUCAUCUGGAAUAUUGGAACACUUGAAUAAAUUGUUGAAAGAUCUGCACAACAUUAAAUAAAUGGGUAAUUGUAUUUCAUCUAAUAGAUAAUCAUGAACAAUGUCUUCAUUGUUCACUCAUUUUUCAUUCAAAUACAGUCAAGAACACAUGCCAGUUGUGUAAUUGGCCAUUCAAGGUCCAAUAUCUUCAAAAUGGUACAAAGGCAUGAAGACUAAAAAGCAAUUUGAUUCAAUAGACCUAGUGGGAUUCAAUUGUGACAACAGAUUCAAUAUCAUAACCCACCAAAGAUUGUCCUUAGUCUUAGUAUUCAUUGACUCCUGGAAAGCAGGAUGUAAGUGGCGAAAGGAUUAGUCUUAAUUGCAUGUUGUGUGAAGGUUUCAGUCCAAUUAGUAGCAAUCAUACUCUGGACUUCGUAGAUUUUGGAGUCACUUUUGUUGUGCAAUUUCAUGCUACAUUCAAUGUUUGGGUUUGAAGGCAGAUUGGUCAAUGAGAAGGCAGGAUCAAGAACUGUUUUUAAGCUAAGGCUUCUUUGGAAUUCUGUUUUGUUGCAUAUCAAUAUUAAAUACAUGGCAAUUUGAGAUA